AUGGCCUCGCUCUCAGCGGUCUUCAUCUCGUCGGCAACACCGCCGUCUGAGCGCGUCGAGAUUGCCGCGCUCGCAAAGUGCGCCAUCGCCGCACUGGUAAGCUUCAAUUACUGGCUCAUCGUCGGUCACGCCGUGUUGGCGCUGGCGCUGUGUUCAGGCGCCACUGUGCUAUGGGCACGGCCAAGUCCGGUCGAUCCCUCAGCAAUUUUGGACGGUUGGGUGGCGGACAAGCGUACGGGGCAGCCGCUGCCGCCUCGUGCUCGGGAGUGGGAUGGACAGGUGGUGCUGGGCUUCGACCAUUACUGCGGCUGGCUGGGCGUGCCCAUUGGCCUGCACAACCGCAAGGGCUUCCUUCUUUUUCUCUCCUACUGCGGCUGCCUCUCCCUGAUUGCGAGCAGGAUCCUCUUCCACUUCCCGCAGAGCAAAUUGGCGGAGGGAGCAGCAGGCAACACGGCCACUGCGUGCCCGAGCAUGUGUGGCAGCAUCAGUCGCCUCUUCUGGUCCAACUUAUGCCUCCCGUUCGCAGACGUCACCGCCUUUGUAGACGUUGUCGUCGGCGGGCUGCUCUUUGCCUUUGCGGGAUACCACCUUCGGUUAGUGAUGCGAAACGCCACGACCCUCGAGCCCCAUUGCACGCGCUUCGACGUCGGCGCGGUCGACAACUUGGAGCAGGUGUUUGGCAAGAGCAGGUUGCUGUGGUGGCUACCUGUGGGGGGGGAGCCGACCGUGGACGGAAUCAGCUGGCCAACGAAGUAG
Molecule: messenger RNA, 756 nt
Organism: Emiliania huxleyi CCMP1516
Lineage: Eukaryota; Haptophyta; Isochrysidales; Noelaerhabdaceae
Exons: 6
Coding region: 1-756 (251 amino acids)
Biological process (GO): peptidyl-L-cysteine S-palmitoylation; protein targeting to membrane
Cellular component (GO): Golgi apparatus; endoplasmic reticulum
Molecular function (GO): protein-cysteine S-palmitoyltransferase activity
Source: RefSeq, a predicted model, not a curated record